Molecule: messenger RNA, 1896 nt
Organism: Trichoderma citrinoviride
Lineage: Eukaryota; Fungi; Ascomycota; Sordariomycetes; Hypocreales; Hypocreaceae
Exons: 5
Coding region: 1-1896 (631 amino acids)
Biological process (GO): glutamyl-tRNA aminoacylation
Molecular function (GO): ATP binding; zinc ion binding; glutamate-tRNA ligase activity
Source: RefSeq, a predicted model, not a curated record
AUGACCAUGUCCUCACCCGCCCUCCGUCUGGGCCUCACAAGACUCAGCAGACGCUCAAUAUGUGAAUCACGGCAUUGCAUCUCCAGUCACCACCUGAGCCGAGGUUUCGUUACGUCUGUCAUUCUUCGCUGUGACAGACAAAACCUCUCUGGCAAACCCUCUUGUGCAGAGCGGUCAGUUGAGAAGAGGACACGUCAGUCUCAGAAGCGAAACUAUAGCUCUGGACUAAAGGCUUUGAGGAAUAAGAACAAGAAACACUCCGAUGCCGCUUCUCCUACACCGGAUUCCCUUACGAUUCUAGGCCAGAGCGCAGACCUCCCCAUCCGCGCUCGAUUUGCCCCGUCUCCUACGGGAUACCUGCAUCUUGGAUCUCUCAGAACAGCCCUCUUCAACAAGCUCGCCGUGCUGGCUUCCAAUGGAGGAUCAUUUAUCCUCCGUAUAGAGGACACAGACCAGAACCGGCUUGUAAAAAAUGCCGAAGAGCGGUUGAUGAAAGACCUCAAAUGGGCGGGGCUAUCAUGGGACGAAGGGCCUGACUGCGGUGGACCGUAUGGCCCCUACAGACAAUCUGAGAGGCUGCCCAUCUAUCGCGAGCACGUCCAGACUCUCUUGGAUCAUGACCAUGCCUACCGCUGCUUCUGCACCCCUGAACAGCUCGAAAACCAGAAGCGUGAGCUCCACGAGGCCGGCAAGCCGACUGUUUAUCCUGGGACAUGCCGCUCCAUCGACGCCGACGAGUCUGAUCGCCGGGCGAAAGCUGGAGAAUCCCAUGUGGUUCGCUUCAAGAGCGACAAGUUUGGUCGGCCGAAGCUUCAUGAUGCCAUCUAUGGGCGAUUCCAGAAGAAGGACGCGGAGGAAGACUUCAUCCUGAUGAAGACUGAUGGAUUCCCCACAUACCAUCUGGCCAACGUUGUUGAUGACCACUUGAUGAAGAUCACUCAUGUGAUUCGAGGCGAAGAGUGGCUCAUUUCGACACCCAAACACAUUGCGCUGUAUGAAGCGUUCGGCUGGCAGCCUCCGAUUUUCUCCCAUCUCGGCUUGCUUGUAGAUACAGACGGAAGCAAACUCAGCAAGCGAAAUGACAGUGUCAACAUCUCCAAGUACCAGAAAGAGGGCACUUUCCCCAUGGCUUUGCUCUCUUGGCUCGCCAAUCUCGGGUCCUCGUUCAAACGAGACGUACAGCCACCCCGGACGGUGGAGGAUGUGGCCAAUGCGUUGACAUUCAAAUUCACCCGGGGGGGUAUCAAGCUGAAUCUGUCAAAGCUGGAAUAUUUUAACAACAGGUACCGGGAUGCGAUGCUCUGGAAACCCAUCGCGGCAUUGGCAGACCAGGAGGCGAAGCUCAUCGACCACCAUCUGACGCAGCCCGUAUUGAGGGAGAUUGAAGCAAUCGCAAACGGGAGCGUCGAAAGCGCAGAGUUGACUUCAAAGGGCUGGCGGCUACCGCUCGAGCUCGUCCCGACAUUAACGGAUCCCACGCAAAAGGCUCCCUACGUAUACAAGGCAAUCGUAGCCAAACAGGGAGGCUUCCAGGCGCCGAGCGAUCUGAUCUCGCAGCAUCCCUACCUCUUUUGGCGGGUGCCGCUGGCCGUUUACAAGGCGUCACUCUCAAAAGAAAAGCCCGAUCAAAAGGUUCUCGAUGCCCUCGAGGAUGCCAUCUCACAGGAGUCUCUCUGGGAUGGCGACUGCCGCCAUGUAAUGCAGGCAGUACAGGAAAAGGUCGAGCCCCAGGGGGUUGAUCAGCUUACGACCCACAAUGUGCUGAGACUGGUCGCUGCUGGCGGGCAAGAUGUUGUUUCGCAGAGCAGUUCCAGGAUGUUUGCUCUCUUGGGCCGAGACGAAUGGGCGCAUCGACUGGACGUCGUCAAAGGGCUUUUGAACGACUUGCACGAAUAG